AUGAAAUCGAGUUGCAAUGGGUGUCGCAUUCUCCGCAAAGGCUGCAAUGCUAAUUGCAUAAUCAGGCCUUGUCUUGAGUGGAUGAACUCUCCUGAGUCCCAAGCCAACGCCACCCUCUUUCUUGCAAAAUUCUAUGGUCGUACUGGCUUGCUCAACCUCAUCACUGCUGCUCCACAGCACCUUGGCCCAGUUGUGUUCAGGUCACUGUUGUAUGAGGCAUGUGGGAGAUUGGUGAAUCCCACUUAUGGGUCAUUAGGUUUGUUUUGGACUGGGGAAUGGGCCCAAUGCGAAGCUGCAGUUGAUGCCGUGUUGACUGGGUCCAAAAUCAAUGGUGUGGCACCUUCUGAUGGCCAUACCUCAGGGACACUUGCUAGUGAUCAUAUUCUCUCAACAUGUGAUAUACGCCAUAUGAAGAAUGGGACAAAUGUGGAUGACAUGAGAGGUAGAAUUCAGUUCAAGAACGUCAAACAGGUUAUCAAACCAAAACCUCGAAUGGGUUCGAUCGACUCAACUAUGUUAUGGAAACCCAACUGCCAGAGUCAGAGCAUGGAAACUAUCGAGGCUUCAUUGGUGAGCCAAGAUGAGUUGAACCGAGUUCGUAAAAUCAAGUUGGACUUGGAACUCACUCUUGGCUUUCGUUGCCAAUCGACCAAUGGCAAGAAAACACAUUAUUGAUUUUUAUUGUUGUUCAUUUUUUUUUAAUUUAAUAUAUGCUUAACUUUGGAGGGAAAUCAUUAGUCAAAUAGAUUUUUUUCAAUCAAUUAACGUGAAAUUAGUUAUUUUUAAUAUAUUAUUUGUAACCAUAUUCCAAUGCAUCAUUUUUAGCCAUGUACUAAGCUUGACGAUAA
Glycine soja is the source of this 848-nucleotide messenger RNA. Its product is annotated as LOB domain-containing protein 40-like. The transcript has 2 exons. Gene Ontology annotation, biological process: regulation of gene expression. The record is from RefSeq and is a predicted model, not a curated record. Lineage: Eukaryota; Viridiplantae; Streptophyta; Magnoliopsida; Fabales; Fabaceae. Bases 1 to 675 code for a protein of 224 amino acids.